CACACAGCCAAGUAUUAAAAUCAGCUCCAUAAUAAUGUGGAAUAGUGGAAAAACGCCAACACUCUUAUCAACAAAGACAGAAGGUUCUUACCUGUGAGAAGUGCGGCUGUCAUGCUCUCUGCAGUACCUCCACACAGAGGAAAGUCGCUGUGGAGCUCCAAGACCCUCAGGUUCAACUGCAGCGCUUCGAUGCUAGCAGCUAACGGCUAACAGCAUCGCGGACCAACCGCCCGACGGAGAAAGUCACCGCAGCGGUCAGAACCGAGGCAGACACGGGGUUGUUUUUAUCCUCCAGGAGCAGCUGGAAGCGACCAACAGGUGAGCCAGAAAUGCAAUUCACAGCCAGCCGGCCUUCACCUGAACAUCUGAUGCACGAGUCCAACAUCUGCUCUGAGUUCAGCCCCACAGGACAGAUCCUUCAGCUGUUCUCAGUGAGGUGAUUGAGUAAAACACCACAGAUGGUAAAUCAGGUCCGUCUGCAGUGGAACCAGCGCCGAAAAUUGGCCUUCUUCUUCGGGUCACAGGAACGAAUCAGCUGCACGGAGAGAGCACUGCCAUGAGUCUGCUGUGAUAAUGGACUGCAGCAGGAGAGACUGGAACAGAAAUCAGAGGUACGGUAACUGUGCCAGCGUGUCGGAGCCGGAGUAUGACACAGUGGAUGACCAAGAGGAAGUGCUAAGCGUGCGCAUACUUCCUGCACGGCCCAUACACGAGGAGAGAGAGUACGCAGACAGAGAUCUGCCAAGGUCAUCGUCGGCACAGAGCCUUUCAUCGCUCUCCUCUGGAAACUCCAACAGCUUUCCAAGAGAAAUUCAUCCUAAUCACACUUCAGGUCCUGCUGUAAACAGAGCCCUGAAACCCGGCAAGAGAAAGACCAGAUUGGCUAAGAGGUUACCACCUGUGCAGCCAGGAGAACAGCAAUCGUACAGGUAUUCUGCAUCCCCUCCACCGUUUACCUCAGAGUUAGUGCACCGUUUGUCUGCUCUGAAUCUCCAGGAAGCCUCCAGAAGAGAUGGAGACAGAGCAGCAAAAAGAACUGACUUCAGCCCUCAUCACCAAGGUGGUAUUCACAGCUACAUGCAGCAGGACGAAGGAGUCACAGAUUCACAGAAUGUGGACCACGGGUCCACCCUGCACUCAAAUCCGAGACAUUCUCUGGAUCUGGAGUCUCAUGACAUUGGCAGAAGGUCACAACAUAAUCUAGAAAGGGCAGCGUCUAAACGUCAUCACCACGAGUGGCCUCAGACCAAAGAGGACUUUCAACAUCUCGACUUUGUUCCGAUGGAAAAGCCUCAGCAGACCUCCUGUGAAGAAGACUGGUAUGUUGGGCCGUGUAAUCGCAUCGAUGCUGAGCACGCCUUACACCUGGUGAACAAGGACGGGGCUUUUCUGGUACGAGACUGCUCCCUCAACACCAACAGUGAGCCCUUGGUUUUGGCUGUGUAUCACGAUAAAAAGGUUUACAACGUGAAAAUUCGAUUUAUCGAGAGGAACAGCAAGUACGCCCUGGGAACAGGACAGCGAUCAAACGAUACGUUUGACUCGGUAGCAGACAUCAUUAAGUUUCACUCCAUCUUCCCCAUCACGCUCAUCAGUGGGAGAAACAUCCCUGGGAACAGAUACCCAGAGAACUGUGUGCUGACAUGUCCCAUAACUAAAUGGGACGUUGACCAGCUGCUGCAGUAACCGUGGCUGCAGAGAUCGUCUGAUAGAGCUGGUACGACGACUAGUUCAUCAUGGCCUUCUGCUGGUGGGGAAUGUGUUUUAUCAUCGUCUA
Molecule: messenger RNA, 1777 nt
Organism: Cheilinus undulatus (humphead wrasse)
Lineage: Eukaryota; Metazoa; Chordata; Actinopteri; Labriformes; Labridae
Product: cytokine-dependent hematopoietic cell linker
Exons: 20
Coding region: 574-1686 (370 amino acids)
Biological process (GO): intracellular signal transduction; cell surface receptor protein tyrosine kinase signaling pathway
Source: RefSeq, a predicted model, not a curated record